AUGGGGGAUGCUGUUGUUUCCCAGUUUUCCUCGUCUCCCUGGGCAGCAGCCUUGAUCAACGACCCCAAAUGGACUCUUACGAGCACAGCCUCACGAUUGCCAAAGCCUUCAGGAGAGGACUCUUUCAUCGCGGAAACCCUCGCCACAAAUCGCACAGUACGAGCCCUAUUGACGCUUAGACCGACGAAGGAAGAUGAUGACGAUUUUCCGUAUAAGGAGGUGGUGACGAUCUUAGAUCUGGGUGAUGGGUUGGACGGACACUCACGGAUCGCUCACGGCGGGUUCGUGGCCACGAUGCUCGAUGAGGUCUGCGGUGUACUUAUUAUACUCAAUCAAGAAAAGAAGAUGCAACGGUUGAGAGACCUGGGCCAGCUGGAUGCAAACACUAGAAUGAGCUCCUUUACUGCUUAUCUGAAUACAAAUUACAAGAGGCCUGUUCCUACGCCAGGUAUCGUUCUUUGUACGGCCAAAUUCGAGCGCCAGGACGGCAGAAAGCUAUACGUUCGUGCGACUAUCGAAGACGGUAUGGGGACUGUUUUCACAACGGGAGAAGCUAUGUUCGUUGAAGUCAAGGUCAAAUUAUGA
Cucurbitaria berberidis CBS 394.84 is the source of this 585-nucleotide messenger RNA. RefSeq lists its product as uncharacterized. Lineage: Eukaryota; Fungi; Ascomycota; Dothideomycetes; Pleosporales; Cucurbitariaceae. The coding region runs from base 1 to 585 and encodes 194 amino acids. The record is from RefSeq and is a predicted model, not a curated record. The transcript has 3 exons.